Oryzias melastigma (Indian medaka) is the source of this 523-nucleotide messenger RNA. Its product is annotated as butyrophilin subfamily 2 member A1. Lineage: Eukaryota; Metazoa; Chordata; Actinopteri; Beloniformes; Adrianichthyidae. The transcript is spliced from 2 exons. The annotation marks the transcript as partial. The record is from RefSeq and is a predicted model, not a curated record.
CCAGCCGUUAGAUGAAUGAGCUUCUUCUACGUUGAUAUUCACAUUGAGCACAUUUUAUACCUAGUCUCCGUCCUCUCCUCUCAGUUCAUGAUGUUUCCCUCGGAGCUCGUGUCUGUUUCUGCUUCUUCUCUGUGGAUUUUAACGUUUUCUUGGUUGUUGUUCUGUAAACAUGUUGAAGGUGAACAGAAGAACAAACCAAUCAUUGCUGCUCCUGGUGAUGAUGUCAUCCUGCCGUGUCGUCUGGACUCUGAGGAGGACCUGCAGGAUCACACUCUGGAGUGGACCAAACUGGAGAUGGACCCUGACCCAACAAAGAGGCGUUUUGUGUAUCUGUACCUGAACAGGAAGACCAUGACCAAAGUCAUGAUGGAGUCGUUCAUCCAGAGAGUGUCUCUGAACCCAGACGGACUCCAACGAGGAGACGUGACGUUAAAGAUCAGGAACGUGACGCUCCAGGAUGAGGGAACCUACAGAUGCUACAUCCAUAGAUUGGACCACAGAGAGACGGUUCAGCUGCUUGUUG